Molecule: messenger RNA, 2169 nt
Organism: Neoarius graeffei (lesser salmon catfish)
Lineage: Eukaryota; Metazoa; Chordata; Actinopteri; Siluriformes; Ariidae
Gene: ralba
Product: v-ral simian leukemia viral oncogene homolog Ba (ras related)
Exons: 5
Coding region: 227-850 (207 amino acids)
Biological process (GO): Ras protein signal transduction
Cellular component (GO): plasma membrane
Molecular function (GO): GDP binding; GTPase activity; GTP binding
Source: RefSeq, a predicted model, not a curated record
GCUUCCCCUAGCUGGAGGGUGGGGUCAGGCUCUCAGUAUUUUCUUAUACAGAAACCGUUGUGUCUCAUUGAACAAACGAUUAAUGCAUGUAAAAAGAUAACACUACGACAGUGGAGAGGAUUAAGACAGAGUGUGGAGCAGGUUUUAAACAGCAAAAUCGUCUGUCUCUUGACAGGUAGAAUCUGAUCAAGUGUGUGUGUGGAGCAGCUGAGAGAGGCAUUCAGAGAUGGCAGCCAACAAGGGGAAAAGUCAGAGCUCCUUGGCAUUGCACAAGGUCAUCAUGGUGGGCAGCGGUGGUGUCGGCAAGUCAGCCCUUACACUCCAGUUCAUGUAUGAUGAGUUUGUUGAAGACUAUGAGCCAACAAAAGCAGACAGUUAUCGAAAGAAGGUUGUGCUGGAUGGGGAGGAGGUGCAGAUUGAUAUUUUGGACACGGCGGGGCAGGAAGACUAUGCAGCCAUCCGAGACAACUAUUUCCGCAGUGGAGAGGGUUUUCUCCUUGUGUUCUCCAUAACCGAGCAAGAGUCUUUUACAGCCACAGCAGAGUUCAGGGAACAGAUCUUGCGUGUUAAAGCUGAGGAGGAUAAGAUUCCACUGCUGCUGGUGGGGAAUAAGUCUGAUCUGGAGGAGCGCAGGCAAGUGUCUGUAGAUGAUGCCAGAGCAAAGGCAGAGGAGUGGGGUGUACAGUAUGUGGAGACUUCUGCUAAAACACGUGCCAAUGUAGAUAAGGUAUUUUUUGACCUCAUGAGGGAAGUGCGAGCCAAGAAGAUGUCAGAAAAUAAGGACAAAAACGGAAAAGGAAAGAACAAGAAGAACAAGAAGAGCUUCAAGGAACGGUGCUGUUUACUUUGAACUCCACGUGGACUUUCCAUGAGCAAACCUAUUUUCUACUCUAAGGAACAUUUCAAUUUUUCUUUAUUACAAUCAUACCAUAAUUAGUGGCAGGUCAUCACCACCAAGGCCUUUUCAUAUUUCCUUUCUACAUGCAAACUAUGAUUUUUUUUUUCAGUGACUGAUGACCAGUGGCUACUUUUGUGAGGAAAAUGACUGUAGCACUUUAGGACAAAGAUGGAGGUGACCAACCUGUGCCCAACACUACUUUUUUUUUUUCAGCCUUAUUUGUGGCCAUGUAUUAAUAGUAAUGUUUUUUGCUUAUUCAGAAAUAUUUUUAUCCUUUCACGAUGUGGUGGAGGCGUUAUGUUUUCAGAUUCUUCCAUCUGUGACCUUGUCAUAAGUAUAUUUUUAAGGGUAUUUCAGAUAUACAAAUUAGUAACAAGAAGGACUCGACUGGGUGGUUGUGCUAAAAGGAGAUUAAAACCAUUUGCAAUAUCCUUUAUGGUACCCAAAUGUUGGCAUUUCCUGCCCCCUGUUUGAAAAUGAAAUGAUGACCGCAUGGUAGGAAGUGUAAAUAUAAAUUUUAAAUUUGGUAUAUACAGAUGAGACUACUGAUAUGUGGUAGAAAAUCUUUUCUUUGUGAUGUCUGACAGGCUAGAAGACAAUAUGAUGUUAUGGUACCAUAAUACUGUGAAUUUCUAAUGCCUGAUUCCUAUUAUAGUCAAAUCUCCACUGAGACCAUUUGUGGAGGUAAAUACAAGAGGUAAAUGCUGUCGCAUUCAACACUGUUUCCUCAGUAAAAGGUAGUUAUGAAACUUAAUAAGGGCUUGGAAUGAUGCUGAAAUGUUGCUCAAAUUUUCUGCACUAAAUAAGCCAAGUUUUUAGCAUAGCAGAAUCUGCACUGCCUCCCACUGAUCGACAUAAAUACUUCAGUCAGAAGAGGCACAUCACAUGGAGAGAUGUUGCUUUUUGCUUUGUAACUUUUAUUGAGAUAUUUUUGUAGAAAAUAAUGAUGCCUUUUCCACCACCAGACGCCCUAAGUACUUGUGCCAACCUAAUAUAAGUACUGUAUAGCAAUGACUUCUGACCUGAGCAUUUAAUGGACUUUAUUUGUAUGACUUGUUUUAGUUGGCAUUCUCUCUCUCACUCUCUCUCUCUCUCUCUCUCUCACACACACACACACACACACACACACACACACAGAGUGCUACCGGUCCACCAAUGAUGUUGCUGAAAUUGAUGUUUUAUAUCAUAUUAAAAGUUCUGGCCUUUCAGAAAUGGGCUGCAAUUUUUAUGAUUGUUUUCCACUGGAUAAAAAUAAAGAGAAUUCAAAGUUU